Phacochoerus africanus (Common warthog) is the source of this 2774-nucleotide messenger RNA. RefSeq names its product Rho guanine nucleotide exchange factor 16 (gene ARHGEF16). Gene Ontology annotation, biological process: activation of GTPase activity. Lineage: Eukaryota; Metazoa; Chordata; Mammalia; Artiodactyla; Suidae. Bases 163 to 2268 code for a protein of 701 amino acids. The record is from RefSeq and is a predicted model, not a curated record. The transcript has 15 exons. Gene Ontology annotation, molecular function: protein binding; guanyl-nucleotide exchange factor activity.
GGGAGGGCGGGGACAGGGAGGGACCAAGUGCCGGGACAGAGGCCAGGCCCUGAACGGCGCCCGGCCAGGGCGCGGAGCUUGGAGGCUGGAGCGGCCCCACGUCACCGCUGUGUUUGUUGCUCCUUCCUCCACCCCAGCGCGCAGGACCUGCAGCCACUCGGCAUGUCCCAGCGGCACUCCGACAGCUCCCUGGAGGAGAAGCUCCUAGAAUACCGCUUCCACUCGGAGCUGCGGCUGGACGCCCAGGGAAACCCAGCCUCCACGCUCCCAGUGGUCCGGGGCUCCCUGCGCAGCAAGAGCAACGUGGCCUUCCAGCCCGACUCCCCCGAGGCCCAGGCACCGAGGGCCGUCGUCCUGAGCACGCAGAGCCCGGCAGCCCUCAAGAUGGGCACACAGCAGCUGAUCCCCAGGAGCCUGGCCGUGUCCAGCAAGGCCAAGACCCCCGCCCGCCACCAGAGCUUCGGGGCAGCCAUGCUCAGCAAAGAGGCUGCCCGGCGGGACCCCCGCCUCCUCUCGGCCCCCAGCUUCUCCCUGGAUGACAUGGACGUGGACACGGGUUCUGGGGGGGUGCUGAGACGGAACCUGCGGAACCAAUCCUACCGGGCGGCCAUGAAGGGCUUGGGGACCCCGGGAGCCGGGGGGGGGCCCGUCCAGCUCAGCCCCAAGCUCCAGACUCUGGCCGAGGAGCCCAGCCAGCCUCCCGCUCGGUAUGCGGCCAAAAAUAAGAAAACGCUGGGGCGCAAACGUGCACACAAGGGCUCCUUCAAAGACGAUCCCAGGUUGUACCAGGAGAUCCGGGAGCGAGGCCUGAACACCAGCCAUGAGUCUGACGAUGACUUGCUUGAUGAGACCCCCAGCUCUGAGGGACCCCAGAAGGUGGACACCCCCAUCGUGGUCAAGAGCUACCGGCCCCCCCAGAUCACCUGGAGCCAGCUCCCAGAGGUGGUGGAGUUGGGCAUCCUGGACAAGCUGCCAGCGGAGGAGCGCAAGAGGCAGGAGGCCAUCUUCGAGAUCCUCACGUCCGAGUUCUCCUACCAACACAGCCUCAGCAUCCUGGUGGCCGAGUUUCUGCAGUCCAGGGAGCUGCGGGCGACCAUGACCCAGACGGAGCACCACCACCUCUUCUCCAACAUCACAGACGUCCUGAGCGCCAGCCAGAGGUUCUUCGAGGCCCUGGAGCAGCGGCACAAGGCGCAGGUGUGCGUGGAGGACAUCAGCGACAUCCUGGAGGAGCACGCCGAGCGCCACUUCCACCCCUACGUCAUCUACUGCUCCAACGAGCUCUACCAGCAGCGCGCCCUGCAGAGGCUGACAAGCAGCAACGCCGCCUUCCGAGAGGCCCUGCGGGAGAUCGAGCAGCGGCCCGCGUGCGGCGGCCUCCCCAUGAUCUCCUUCCUGAUCCUCCCCAUGCAGAGGGUGACCCGGCUGCCCCUGCUGGCGGACACGCUCUGCCUCAAGACCCAGGGCCACCCCGAGAGGUACAAGGCCGCCAGCCGCGCCUUCAAGGCCAUCAGCAAGCUGGUGAAGCAGUGCAACGAGGGGGCCCACAAGAUGGAGCGUACAGAGCAGAUGUACACGCUGCACACACAGCUGGAUUUCAGCAAGGUCAAGUCCCUCCCGCUGAUCUCAGCCUCCCGCUGGCUGCUGAAGCGCGGGGAGCUCUUCGUGGUGGAAGAAACCGGGCUUUUCCGAAAACUCGCCAGCCGGCCGACCUGCUACCUGUUCCUGUUCAAUGAUGUCCUCGUGAUCACCAAGAAGAAGAGCGAGGACAGCUUUGUGGUCCAGGACUAUGCCCAGAUGGACCAUAUCCAGGUGCAGAAGAUGGAGCCCUCAGAGGCCUCUCUGCCAGGGGGCGGCAGCCGCAGCUCCUCUGUGCCACACCCCUUCCAGCUGACGCUGCUGCACAACAGCGAGGGCCGCCAGGAAAAGAUCCUGCUGUCCUCUGACUCCGCGAGUGACCGGGCGCGGUGGAUCACAGCACUUACACACCGGGAGAGGCAGGGGCGGGGCCCCAGCAACAAAGGAGACCUGCUCCAGGUGGAGGUCACCAAGGCCUACUUGGCCAAGCAGGUGGACGAGAUCACGCUGCAGCAGGCAGACGUGGUCCUGAUCCUACAGCAGGAGGAUGGUUGGUUCUAUGGUGAGAGGCUGCGGGAUGGAGAGACGGGCUGGUUCCCCGAGGACUUUGCCCGGAGUAUCACCAGCCGCGUGGCCGUGGAGGGCAACGUGCGCAGGAUGGAGCGGCUGCGGGUGGAGACGGACGUGUAGCCGGGUCUGCCAAGCGCCUCGCCAGCCAGGCUGCAUUGGUGCAGCUCUAGUCCACACUCCUGCAAGUGGCCGUGCCCGUCUCCAAGGAGUGCAGGGGGCUUGCCCAGGGGGCCUGGAAGGUCCCUUGUCUCCCCAAGGUUCCAAGGGCUGCGGCACGGGCUCUGGACACUUCCAAGGAGGAAGGUCACAUGGCCUCCAGAGGAGCCUCCCCCAGGCCAGCACAGGAGCAGCCCUGACCCCAGGCUGUGUCCCAGGAGGAGCCCAGCCUGGCUGUGCCCUCCCCAGCUCCCAGCCGCCCCCCAGUGCACCCACAAGACAGCUGUGCCCUGGACGUGUGAUAGAAAGUGGCCCUGAGAGCAGGAAUGACCUCGUGCAGUCCCCCUCCUGCCCCAGCCUGGAGUGCCCAGGACUGCCCCAUGUUCCCAGAGGAGGGCCAGCUGCAGGGAGGUGACCCUGUGGUGCCAGCAAUGAAACUGAUUUUUGAGACAUUAAAGUAUUUCUUAACA